AUGACUGCUACGCUAUGCAAAAACGUUACUGUCAGCGGCAGCACCACCAUUACCAAUUCCUCCACCACCGUUAGCAGCGGCAACAACAAUGGUGCUGCCACUGGUACCAAUUUAGCGGCACCAUCUGUUGCAAUGAAAGCGCCGCCAUCCAGCUCCGAACAGCAGGCACCAUCGUUGAAUGCCUGCAAGUGGACAACUAUUGUGAUACCAGCCGGUGCAACAACGGCUACCACGCUUCCACGGCCGAAACGGGACUUCCGUUUCCAGGUACCACAUACUUCUCCAUUUUAUGAGCGCGCAGACUUGCUUUUUGGAAUUCUUUUUUCUUUUGUAACUUUUUUAUGA
Messenger RNA from Gongylonema pulchrum, 345 nucleotides. NCBI's taxonomy places the organism in Eukaryota, Metazoa, Nematoda, Chromadorea, Rhabditida, Gongylonematidae. The record is from the annotation of a GenBank genome assembly.